Messenger RNA from Cutaneotrichosporon oleaginosum, 469 nucleotides. RefSeq lists its product as uncharacterized. Lineage: Eukaryota; Fungi; Basidiomycota; Tremellomycetes; Trichosporonales; Trichosporonaceae. The record is from RefSeq and is a predicted model, not a curated record.
GCUGCUGUCUACGCCCCACCCAAGACCAUUGCCGCUGACAGCAGAUGUCGCACCCGAACGCCAACCCUAACGGCUUCCACGGCUUCCGGCAGGACAUGCCGCCGCCCGGCGGGUACGAGAACGUCAAGUUCAAGCGCAACCUGCCCAUCCGUGGUGUUGGCGGCAUUGCCAUGUUCGGCGGGUGCAUCGCCAUUUGCGCCUUCGGCUUCUGGCGCUACGGCGCGGGUGUCAACGAGAAGCGUGAACUCGCCCGCGAGAACGCAUGGUCGCGCAUCUACCUCGUCCCGGCGAUGCUUGCCGAGCAGGACCGCGACGAGUAUCGCCGGUCACAGGCGGCUUUGGCGCGCGAGAAGGAGAUUAUGAAGGACGUCGAGGGCUGGGAGGCUGGCAAGUCGGUUUACAACGGGAAGCGGUAUACUCCCAGCACCAUUGCCGUGCUCUAAGCGGCAGAAUGUAUACAUGGCAACGG